AUGGCCAUUGCAAAGAGUGCUACUAUUCUUAUUUUGUUCUUUGCAUUGGCCAAUUAUGUGAAUGCUGGGGAUAUCUCAAGAGUAAGGCCACCCGUUGGCCAAGAUAUUUUCGGGGGUAGAAAUCACGCUAAGGAUGUCCUCCUUCCAGGAGAAAAAAUAGUUAAUGUCUUGAGUUUUGGCGCCAAAGGCGAUGGCGUGACUGAUUGCACUCAGGCUUUCAUGUCGACAUGGCAAGCAGUCUGCAAACAACAGGGACAAAAUCGGUUUUAUGUUCCUCCUGGUAGAUAUUUGGUUUCUUCAAUGUUUUUUAUGGGACCAUGUCUUGCCCCACAUCCAGUAACAAUUCAAGUGGAAGGGACAGUUUUGGCUUCUACCGAUAUUUCGGAGUUCGAAAACUCAGAAUGGCUCAUGUUUGAACAUAUUAAUGGCCUAAAAAUCAUUGGUGGAGGUACUUUUGAUGGACAGGGUCAAGACUCAUGGAAAUAUACUGAGAAUUGUGAAACUAGCAAUCAAGCAUGUGCAAGAAACCCCAGUAGUUUGUUUUUCGCGGAAGUCCAAAAUGUAAUUAUAAGUAACAUUAAAUCACUGAAUCCCAAAGGCUUUCACAUAUUCGUUACUAAAUCUUCAAACGUUAGGUUGCGUAGACUUAAACUCAUUGCACCUGAAACUAGUCCCAACACUGAUGGCAUUCAUAUUAGUAGCUCAGUCAAUGUGAUUGUAGCUAGAAAUACCAUUCAAACCGGAGACGAUUGUAUCUCUAUGAUACAAGGUUCUGAAAAUGUUUUCAUCAACAGACUCAGAUGUGGACCUGGACACGGUAUCAGUAUUGGUAGUCUCGGAAAGUAUCCAAAUGAGCGAGAGGUGAAAGGUAUUAGUAUAAAGAACAGUCAAUUGAUCGGCACAACCAAUGGUUUGAGAAUUAAAACAUGGCCAGACAAAUAUGGAGGCGGAGCAUCGGAGAUAAGUUUCAGUAACAUUAACAUGACAAAUGUUAAAAAUCCAAUCAUUAUCGACCAAGAGUAUGAAUGCGAUGAUGUCUGCAAAAAGAAGCCAUCACUGGUGAGGAUAGCAGAUAUUCAUUUUGCAAAUGUAAGGGGAACUACAAUUUCACCAAUUGCAGUUGAUAUGAGGUGCAGCAAGACAUAUCCAUGCAUGGGAGUUACCAUUCGCGAUAUCGACCUGAAGUUUGGAAAUGCACCUUCACAAGCUAGAUGUGUUAAUGUUAAGCCUAUCUAUGGUGGCAUGCAAAACCCACCAGCUUGCCCAUAAAAAUUCUUGUUUUAUCAGUCAUUGCCAAAAUGUGCAUUUUGUAAGAAUGAUCCUUGAUUUUUUGAAGAAUUUGCUUUGGAUUCCAAUUGAACUAAUUAAAGACUGAUGAUAUUAUAAAAUCAAUCAAACAUCACUUGGUUGUUAUACUAGUUAUAUAUUAACAUGCAAGUCUAUGUUUCAUAAUACUAAUUUUCAAUCUUAUUACAAAAAUAUGAAGAAUUUAAGAAUAAAUAUCCAACUUAAAACUUUAUUC
Molecule: messenger RNA, 1522 nt
Organism: Trifolium pratense (red clover)
Lineage: Eukaryota; Viridiplantae; Streptophyta; Magnoliopsida; Fabales; Fabaceae
Product: exopolygalacturonase-like
Exons: 5
Coding region: 1-1269 (422 amino acids)
Biological process (GO): carbohydrate metabolic process
Molecular function (GO): polygalacturonase activity
Source: RefSeq, a predicted model, not a curated record